AUGCAGCGCCCCCUCCGAGAGGUCAGACUAUGCUCAAUUUGGUCGCAUGGCGCGAUUGGUGAUUUCGUAGCCAUCAUAUUUAUGGCAGACAACUUGUCGGAAUGGACUUCCAAGCUGAGUCGAAGUUGUAAGCACCCCAUGAUGGCACAGCACCGGACCAGAACGCCGCUUAGCACCUGGACCUGGCGAGACUGUGACGGCCAUGGGCUUAGUGGUCGUACCCAGAUCCCGACCAACAUCCACCUGGAUCUGUUGGCAGCCGAAGCCAUUCCCGACCCCUUCAUUGGCAAGAAUGAAGCAGAUGUCCAAUGGGUGCACAGCAAGACUUGGGCCUACAAGACGACUUUCGAGUUCCAACCCUCCCGCCAACAUGAGUUCGUGGAUAUGGUGUUCGAAGGUUUGGACACAUUCGCCACUGUAAAGCUCAAUGGGCGCGAGAUUCUCAAGACCGACAAUAUGUUCAUAUCCCAUCGUGUGGAUGUGACAGACUUGCUGAGAUCGGACAACGAGUUGGAGAUAGUCUUCGCAUCUGCAUACGAUCGAGGUGAAGCCUCAAGGUCUCAGAAAGGCCACUUACUGGCCUGGAACGGACAUUAUGGCCGGGUCUACGUACGCAAGGCUCAGUAUCAUUUCGGCUGGGAUUGGGGCCCAUCUUUGGUGACUUGCGGCCCUUGGAAGCCUGUAUACCUUGACCGAUACACGCACCGAAUUGAGGAUGUCAAGGUAAACGUCGAUCUAUCCGAAGACUGCAGCGAAGCAUCGGUCACAGUCGAAACCACCAUCGAACCAUGCCUCCCUUCACAACUUAGCGAAGUCAAACUGCUAGAUCCCGAUGGAACUGUUCUGGAUACUCAAAAGAUUCAGACGAACACAGCAAACUUCAAGCUUACUCAUCCAAAAUUAUGGUAUCCUCACACCCACGGCGCUCAGCCUCUGUAUCAGAUCAAUGUCAUUGUGCGCUCCGAGUCGGACAAAGUUCUGGAUUCGAGAAAACAAACUUUUGGUGUUCGUCGUAUCGAGUUGAUCCAAUCACCUUUACAAGACGGCUCUACGUUCUACUUCAAGUGCAAUGGUGUGCCCAUAUUCAUGGGCGGCAGCAACUGGAUCCCGGGUGACUCCUUUCUGCCCCGGAUGACAGCUGAAAGGUACCAGAGAUGGAUUGAUCUGGCUGUCAGAGGCAACCAGAACAUGCUUCGUGUCUGGGGCGGCGGCAUAUAUGAAGACGACGCAUUCUAUGACGAGUGCGAUCGAAAAGGAGUUCUAGUCUGGCAAGAUUUCUGCUUCGCAUGUGGACAAUAUCCAUCCGACGAGGCGUUCCGGGAGAGCGUCAAGCAAGAAGCCAUUCAAGCAAUCCGGCGCCUGAGGCACCACCCAUCUCUUGCUAUCUGGGCAGGUAACAAUGAAGACUACCAAAUCGCAAACGAAGGUCUUUCCCAUGAUAUGAAGAUGCUGGAGGACAAGUGGUUGGAGUCCUCGUUCGGAGGCCGCUUCAUCUAUGAGAGGAUCCUACCCGACCUGGUUCAAGCGCAUUCUGCAGGAACACUAUACUGGCCUGGCUCCCCGUUCGGAGGGGUCGAUAACAACAGUGACCGCACGGUCGGCGACGUCCAUAUAUGGAACGUGUCGAGCGGCAUGCUUCUGCCGUACCAACGUUACCCUGACAUUGCUGGUCGCUUCGUGUCCGAGUUUGGGAUGCUGUCUUGCCCGGCGCUGGAAACUGUCAAGUCCACCUUUUUCGGCAGCAGCAAAGACCUGCAUCCUCAAAGCGAAGAGUUCGAGUUUCACUGCAAGGCGAGUUCAUAUGAGAAGCGGAUGUUUACUUGUAUGGGGGAGAACUUUCGCAUGUCGUUCAAUCUACCCACGUACGUGUAUCUGACGCAACUGGUUCAAAGCGAAGCCAUGGGUUAUGCUUUUCGAGGGUGGCGCCGGCAAUUUGAGCAGAGAAAGUGUGGAGGAGCACUGGUCUGGCAGACGAACGACACAUGGCCGGUGGUCAGCUGGGCGAUUGUCGACUACUUUGAGCGUCCAAAAAUGGCCUACUAUGUCAUCUCACGAGCCUUGAAGCCUCUAGUGACAGGCAUUGCUAGGAUAGAAAAGAUCAACCCCCGACCCAACCAGCAGCACGAGGCAUUCGUUACCGGAAAGACCAAGGCCGACGCGGCUGGUGUCAUUGCUCAUGCAACGCCUCAUAUAUAUCCUCCUAAAGACUCGACGUAUUCCGUCUGGGUCGCGAAUGCGACCACCACGUCAACAGAACUGAGCAUCCGGGUACGAUUUAUUGGUGUACAAUCGGGACUCGAGGUGCGGCCGUCCAUGGAGCAGACGAUCCAAGCCAAAGCCACUGGGACCACGGAAGUAAUGCAUGGCGCCACCCCGAAAGCAAACGAGCCCAUCGUGUUGGUGUCCGAACUCUUCGACCUCGAUGGGAGGCUUGUUUCGCAGGAGGUGGACUGGCCUCAACCACUCAAACAUCUCACUUUCCCGGACCGUCAAUUACAGGUCGAGACUUCUCGUGAGGGAGUUUUAGAGGUCUCAGCAGCGAAGCCUAUCAAAGGCCUGUUCUUCACCAAUGAGGGAGCCGAGUGGAGCGAUAACUGUCUCGAUGUUGUGCCCGGUCAGAAGCUGACAGUCACUGCCAAAGGCCUGAAGGAGAGACCACAAUGGGUAUACUAUGGUAUGGAGGAUUGA
This is a messenger RNA of Exophiala xenobiotica, 2688 nucleotides long. RefSeq lists its product as uncharacterized. Gene Ontology annotation, biological process: carbohydrate metabolic process; glycoprotein catabolic process. Gene Ontology annotation, molecular function: beta-mannosidase activity. The transcript has 4 exons. The record is from RefSeq and is a predicted model, not a curated record. The coding region runs from base 1 to 2688 and encodes 895 amino acids. NCBI's taxonomy places the organism in Eukaryota, Fungi, Ascomycota, Eurotiomycetes, Chaetothyriales, Herpotrichiellaceae.